CCCGGUGAACUACAUCCGGUAGCUUGAGUAGCCAUCGGCUUUCAGUGUUUACCAGCUUGCUUCCUUUAUUCAUUGUCAAAAUCUUGCUCACGGGACUUUGAACAAAUAAAAUUCUUCAUCUUUUCACGGACAUAUACUGUAGUCAUGCGGGUGUUCCUGCUGGUCGUGGUGGCGGGGCUUUUUCUCGGCCCAUCCGAGGUUGAGGGGGCCGAGAAAAAGAAGCUGCAGAUCGGCAUCAAGAAGCGAGUGGACAAUUGCCCCAUCAAGUCCCGCAAGGGUGACGUGCUGAAUAUGCACUACACCGGAAAGCUGGAGGACGGCACCGAGUUUGACAGCAGCAUUCCCCGAGACCGACCCUUCACUUUCACCCUGGGAACCGGUCAAGUGAUCAAAGGCUGGGACCAGGGCCUCCUAGGCAUGUGCGAGGGUGAAAAGAGGAAGCUGGUCAUCCCCUCCGAGCUGGGCUACGGAGACCGGGGAGCUCCUCCGAAGAUUCCCGGAGGAGCGACGCUCAUUUUUGAAGUGGAGCUGCUGAGCAUCGAGAGAAGAUCCGACCUUUGACGAUGGAAAAGAUGGCAGCUUUGAAAACGUUCCAAAAGGUGCUGCAGCAUCAAGUGGAGACCAUCUGACCUCUGAGAGGAGAUUACACAGCAAAUCUGAGAGUCAAGUCAACACUGCUUAGCAGAGCCACCGUUCUCUUUUCACUGGUUUAUUGUGUGACCUGAUGUAUUGAACUAAAGUUAUCAUAACUGGUGGUGUAUUCCUGCUAAACACCAGGGGAAUUGAUAGUAACUAAAUCAGUUUUUGCUGAGGGAAAAUGAUCUAAUCUUGUUUUUAACUGUUCGGGAUUUCCAAGUAGGUUAAUUUACAUCUGCAUUUUUUUCACAGAUAAUUUACAUUGUUAAUACAUCAAGCUGGAGAUAGAGUAAGACCAAUAGUAUUUAUUUACUUUGAUUAUUGUGAUAAUAAAAUGUGACCCCAGUGA
This is a messenger RNA of Melanotaenia boesemani (Boeseman's rainbowfish), 985 nucleotides long. RefSeq names its product FKBP prolyl isomerase 2 (gene fkbp2). Bases 145 to 561 code for a protein of 138 amino acids. The transcript has 2 exons. Gene Ontology annotation, molecular function: peptidyl-prolyl cis-trans isomerase activity. Lineage: Eukaryota; Metazoa; Chordata; Actinopteri; Atheriniformes; Melanotaeniidae. Gene Ontology annotation, biological process: protein peptidyl-prolyl isomerization. The record is from RefSeq and is a predicted model, not a curated record.